CUGUCAACAAACUGAUUUUCCCUCUCGCACUUCAAUGUUCUCCGCCCUCCGUGCCCCUGUCGUCCGGCGUUCCUCCCUCCGUGCUUUCUCGACUACCUUGCCACAGCACGAUCUCGCGAAACUGACACUCAUUGGCACGCUUGGACGAGACCCCGAACUCAAAACCACUAAGAACGAUAAGGAAUUUGUGUCUUACACAGUCGCGACGGGUUCUCGUGGUGCUAAUGAUGAAUGGACUACGACGUGGCAUCGUGUCUUCUCCUUCUCGCCGGGCUCGAACAAAUACCUUCAGACGCUGAAGGGCGGAAGCAAAGUCUACGUUGAAGCUGCCUUUGAAAUUCGAGAACCCGAGUCCGGAGCGGACCCAUCGACUGCUCAGGGCCAGCGUCAAAUUUUCCUGCGACAUGAGAACAUCCAAGUGGUCUCGCGCCCCAAAUCCGAUUCGGAACACAUUGAAGCAGCUGAUGUGAUGGAAUUCUUCAAUAGUGCUGGCUCUGACCCCCUUAAGCCAUCUCUAUUUGAACUGGUCGCGCAAGAGCAGCUUCGAGAUUUGCUUCAACCUGCCCUGAAGUAUGUCUUGGCGUUUCUUGCACAACACUACCCGCGCUACUUGAUUCGGGUGGUCAACCGACAUGAAGAAUUCUAUGCGUUCAUCAUGCUAUUCGUCGAGAAGCAUUAUCUGCUGAAGCAUAACGCAUCGUUUGCGGAGAAUUUUUAUGGUCUCAAACGCAGAAGGCGGCCUUUCAUCGAGACCGAGCGAGCGCAGGCUGCUGUGGGCGGUAUUCCAUUAGCAGAGAAGCUGCGUUCGCAAGAGGUUUGGAGGUCGUUGAUUAUCCUCGUCGGGCUGCCGUAUCUCCGAGCCAAAGCCCAGGAUUACUUUGAGGAGAUUGGUGGUGGUGUCAGACACGACAUUGACGACGAGCCAGGUUUUGACAGAGUUACGCCAUCCGAAGGUUUAUACAGAAGACUAUUCAAGAGAAUAUAUCCAUGGGCCAACACCUCCUUCGAAGUCUGGCUGCUGGUCUGGAACCUGAGAUAUCUCUUCAGCAAGACACCAUUUUACCGACCGUGGCUGUCAUGGGUCGGAGUUGAGCUCCGUCGACUGGGAGCGGAAGAUUUCCGUGCAGCUGCCGAUUUGGCCAACAAAAGCGCCAGUAGUAAGCCCUCCACCAACUUGCUGGCUCGAUUGCGGGAGCUCCUUGUUGGCUCUCCUCAACUCGCACUGGACUCUCUGAGACUUCUUCUGCCUACUGCCAUAUUCUUCAUCAAAUUUUUGGAGUGGUGGUAUUCCCCAGGAUCGCCUGCGCGCUCUCUGUCGACUUCCCCGCUGGGACCGGCGGUCCCACCUCCAAGGAUGCUCCGGCCGCACCCAAAAGGCAUACGCUUUGAUGCGCAGGGCUUUGGGAAGUGCCCGAUCUGCGCAGACGAUUUGAAGAACGCGACUGCUCUACCGUCUGGUUACGUUUUCUGCUACCGGUGUGCUUACGACGAGGUUGAAAAGCAUGGGCAGUGCCCUGUGACGCUGUUACCGGUCCGGGUCUGGCAGCUGAGGAAGGUUAUGUUUGGGAAGCACAUCCAGGCGCAACAAGUCCCAGGAUGGUCUGCAUACUACCUCGAUUAUAAAUUCUUGAAGAAAAUUAUCUCCUCCCUGACUGCGAAUCGGCCUGCACAUGAAGCUGCCGCCCUCGCCGUCGGACUACGACCGACGGAUAUACUAGAUGCGGCCCCUCCGUCUCAAGUCCCCUCCAUUCCGCCCUUAUUCGCUGCGGACUCGACUCAGGAUGAUCGGGGGGCGGACUUCAGGGCGCACAAGGCUGCAUUCUUUUUCAAACUGGAGCGGGAGCUGGAGAAGAUCAACGAGUUUUACCUGCAGAAGGAAGCCGAGCUUAAGCUUCGACUCGAGACCCUACUUUCUAAACGGCGCGCUGCCGCCCUGCGAGGUUUCCCCGACCCGACGGAAUCAGACUCGAGCCAAAAUGUAGAGUGGACUGCGGUGGAAGAGGGCUUCCGUCACCUCGAACGAGAUUUAGGGAAACUGCAGCAAUUUGUGGAGAUCAACGCCACAGGGUUCCGCAAGAUCCUCAAAAAGUUCGACAAGCGGUCGACAUCCACGACCAAGGAGCUGUAUCUCGCACGACAAGUCGACGUGCAGCCCGUGUUCAAUAGGCAACUGAUCUCUGAGUUGUCCGACACUGUUGCUGCGUGUUUGCUAGAUUUGACGGACCUGUCGUCGGGUCUCAAGUUCGAAGGAUCGGCUGCGACGGAUCUGUUUGCGCAGCAGAUUCUAAACGAGCGCGCACAGCAUCAAGGGCCGUUCCAAGACUUGGAGAAUAAUCUGCGGAAAGCCGUUGCGACUUCAGAUACGUCUGCGAUUGCGGAAUACAUCCACUACUCCGAGGUCCUUUCGCAGCAGGGGCAGGGCGGAAAAACGAACGUGACGCGGAUCCUUUGGAAUGCGAUCAUCGAGGCACCGCCUGAUCUAGCGAACCUGAUCCUGGCUUCGCUCACAACGCCAUUCGACUUCGCGUUCAUCGAUGACAUCAACGGACGCACGUGUCUGCACGAAGUAGCGAUUGCUGGGGCGCCGCGGCUGGCUCAAAUGUGCAUUGAGAGGGGUGUGGAUGCGACCAAGGUCGAUGCGUACGGCCGGACUGCGUUGCACUACGCUGCGAUGAACGGGCAUGCCAGCAUUUGCAAACUGCUGCUCCAAACCGCGAUUUCCCCUGAAAGCCACGACAUGGACAACUACACGGCGCUCGUUUAUGCUACACUGAGCGGCAGUGCUGACUGCAUCAGAGUUCUGCUGGACGACGGCCGGGUUGCGAUCCAGCCUGGUGCGGCAGGAAACGAUUUGAUUCCUCUUUCUCUGGCCAGCCAGUCCGGCUACGUCGAUGCGGUGAAGUUGCUUCUCGAUCGCGGCGCCCGGUGUUUGCCGAACAGCAACGGAGAGUUCCCGAUGCAUCUCGCGGCGCGGGAAGGCCAUGUCGAUGUAUGCAGGAUGCUGGUAAACAAAGAUGGCUGGGACACCCCAGACAAGUACCACGAGUGGACACCAUUGUUUCACGCGGCGCGGUAUGGUCGAGGGGAAUGUGUGAAGAUCCUAUUGGAUGCCGGUGCACGGGUGCGAGCAAUGGAUGAACUGGGCCAUCUGGCGGUCUACUACGCCAUGUGGUAUGGGCACAACCAGUGCCUCAGUCCUCUACUCAGUGCUACCCCCAUCAUUUCGUCGAUCGCGGUCCCUCCUCUCGUCAUGAAAGACUCGCCGUUCUCCGAUGCGCCGGUGACUGAAAACGAGAUCGACCUGAUACCCUCACUGUCUCUCCCUCCUCCCAUCAUGCCACAUCGAGUGUACGGUCACAACUACUUGGACAAGAACCACCUCGUGCAGGUCACCAUCGGCCAGACGUCUGGUCGAGACAGUGCUGUUCCCAGCGUUCGGCUGCACCACCGCCUCAUCAGCCCUGCGUUCAAGAACGAUGUGGUGAUGGCCACCACGCCUCUCAAGCUUGUCAUCACCACAAGCCGGGAUGUCAAUUCAGGCCCCUUCAGCAUCCCUCUGCCGCAGAAGGAGUCGUCCGACACGUACACUUUCCAGAUCGCCUCUCUAGACAACCUGUCUCUGAUCUUCUCGGUCUACCCCAAUUUUGGAACGAAAACUAUCGGACGUGCCGUCGCACUUCCUGCGUUGUUCAAGAACUUUGAACGGAAUCGACCGAAUACAUUCCAGCGCAUCGCACAGAUCGACUUUGAAGUCAACAUUGUCACGCCCUUUGACGGCGUAAAGCUCGAGGUCGGUGGGGAUGUGGAGACGUAUUGGAAGUCGCUGGCCCGACCACUGGCCCCACCGCGCGGCCCUUCGCGAUGGCCGCAUCGCUCGAAUCUGAUCGCAUCCUCGACGACAUCUCCGUCCGCGCAUGCGAUUACGAACAACGUGGGUCAGGCAUCGACGAUUUCGUCUCUCCGCGGGAGUUAUCUCGCUCUCACUGUCCAGGUCACCCGUGAUCUCCAUCCUGUCAUCUGCACGGACUGGAUCCUCGCCCAUCCUGACUUUGACCUGACGGUUGCGGACGUGACUCUCGCUCAAUUUGAGGCACUGGCGAAGCUCCUGAGCCGCAACCUAACUGAGGAAGCAGACGUGUCGGCGAUUGCGUCGUCGAUGGUCUCUCUGGCUCAGGUCCUGCAGACGCUUCCGCCGACGCUGGGUGUGAAUCUGGAGCUGGCGUACCCGAGAGCGCAGACGCGUCUGCAUCUGAAUGAUUUCGUGGAUUCUGUGCUACGCACGACGUACCACAACCCGGCGUCUCGGAGGAGAUACGUCUUCACAUCGUUCUCGCCGGAUGUGUGUGCUGCAGUCAAUUGGAAGCAGCCGAAUUAUCCCAUUUUCUUCGCGACACAAUGCGGGAAGAAUCAGUCGGAUCCGGACCGAGCCCCUUUUGUUGGAGGCGAUGACUGGGACGGGAGGACCUCGAGCGUCGGUGCUGCAGUCGAAUUCGCGCGCGCGAACAAUCUAUUGGGCAUCUUCGUCGACUCGGAACUCUUGAUCCAAGUUCCUUCCCUGAUCGAUGGAAUCCGCAAUGCAGGGCUGCUCAUCGGCAUCAACGGCGCCUCGGACAAGACCGACGCGCUGACGACGGCAUCGCACAUCGAGGGCACCCCGGUCGAUGGGUUCGUGCGCGAUGGGAAGGUCGUCUACGUCGACCAUUCCAGCCGGGAGCUGAUCUGAAGCAGUAUUUAAAUGAGUAAAUAAAUAAAUUGUAAUCGGAAUGUUGUAUCAGCCCGUCGUCGAGGCAUUCAAAGCGUCGUGGAUUCGAAUUUCGCUGAGCAGGACGAAGCAUGUGAAUUCGUGUGUUGCUUGUUGGCUGGCUCUGCAGUCCAAGUCCACAUUUAUUCAUGAUCAGAUGUUGGGACCCCAAUUCUGCUGGCAGAUGACAACGUGGUAAGCAGGAAGGACAAGUAACGACAGGAUAUCUCGCAUGUGUGAUCUUGAGCAACCCGUUCAAAAGGCGUUUACAGUCCCGUUGGCCGGAGUAACCGCAAGCGUGCACCAGGGAGCCAUGCCGUACGCUACUCCUUUGGUGACAGCCACCCAGGACGAGCUGUCGUACGUGGUAUUCUGGAACCCGGCGGGGACGGUCGCGGUUCCCGGCCAGGACCACGAUGCAUCGCUGACCACGACGGCCGCGCCGGUGCACGUGCUCGCCGCGUGGACCAGGGUCAUCUGCGCAGAAACGACGAGGCCCGCGGGGCCGCCCCCGUUCCAGGCGGAGACCGCGAAGACGACCUGGGCGGCUCCUUGCGGGCCGAAGUUGAUGUUCCAUGUCUGCGCGGUGGUGUAGCUCGCCCCAGACCCGAUCGCGAAUCCGUUGGCGUAGAGCGUGUUUGGCGGUUGGAUUUCAUCUGCAUGAAAUGCUGGGCGAAACCCACUCUUUUGAGGGAACAUAGUCGGAAGUGGACUGGAAAAAUCAGAGACUACGCGCACAGGCUUUUGAACAGUUCACACAGCCGAAAAGGGAAAUAGUUUCGUUUCAAGAAGACGAGCUGAACGUUGUCCAUGGCCCUCUCGCUAUUCGCGUCAGGAAGUACUUAUGUAAUGAACCAAAUGGAUUGAGGUCUCGACCGUGGACACGAGACACCGCUGCAGAGAAGUUCAGAAGAAACGGAGGCGCCUACAUAUCUCAAAAACGAGAAGCACAGGAAAGGCAGUAAACGUCCCAAGUCAUGGACCGAUACAGCGUAUGACGCUGUGUGCCCCAAGGCCCACGCAGAUUUGAGCGAAUCGCCAUGAUAGUCUUGAAGUAGGUCAAUAGCGAACAACCUUCAUUCGGAGCACGCAGACGUCAGUGUAGGUCCGGUCGUUUCCAGAAAGUCGCGG
Mycena citricolor is the source of this 5872-nucleotide messenger RNA. Lineage: Eukaryota; Fungi; Basidiomycota; Agaricomycetes; Agaricales; Mycenaceae. The record is from the annotation of a GenBank genome assembly.